This is a messenger RNA of Cutaneotrichosporon oleaginosum, 672 nucleotides long. RefSeq lists its product as uncharacterized. NCBI's taxonomy places the organism in Eukaryota, Fungi, Basidiomycota, Tremellomycetes, Trichosporonales, Trichosporonaceae. The record is from RefSeq and is a predicted model, not a curated record.
GUGAGUUUGUGGCAUAAGAUCCAGCUGAUUCCCAGUGAUGUCUGAGCCAGCAUCAAAGCCAGUUUCGAGGGCGUCGUCACGAGCAUCUACCGCCAAGCCCGCUUCCUCUGCAAAGGUCACACCGAUCUUGGAGGACUCCGAAGAUGAGGUGCUCGUGAAGCCCAAGCCUGCACCCAAGGCUAGAGCCAAACCCGCGCCGAAGGCCAGAGCCCCAGCCAAGAAGCCCAAUGGAAUGGACUCGGACGGCGACACCGAUGUGAAGCCGACUCUAAAGGCAGCGCCUAGAAAGAGAGCUACCAAGGCGGUCGACUUGGACAGCGACGUCGAGAUGAAGCCCACGCCCCAGGCGAAGGCAGCUGCGAAACAGUUGGUGACAAAAGGGAAUGAUUCAGGCAGCGAAGUGGAAGUCAAAACGAAGGCCAAGUCAGCCGGGAAGAAAGCGCCAGUCAAGGGCAAGAAGAAGGCCGACUCCGACUUUGAGGAGGACUCUGAUGACUACGUCCCUAUCGCUCGUCCAGCGACGGCGCGUGCAGGACGAGCUGCGGCAGCGAAGAAGGUCCCCACCUACGUCGACUUGUCCGACCUGGAUAGUGACGACUAGAGACACAUGUAGAUCCACUCUCCUGUUUCCUUAUACCCAGUGAUUCACUUGAUGUAUGCUGUAACGACAAG